Molecule: messenger RNA, 1740 nt
Organism: Protobothrops mucrosquamatus (brown spotted pit viper)
Lineage: Eukaryota; Metazoa; Chordata; Lepidosauria; Squamata; Viperidae
Gene: ZBTB26
Product: zinc finger and BTB domain containing 26
Exons: 1
Coding region: 1-1386 (461 amino acids)
Biological process (GO): regulation of cytokine production; regulation of immune system process; negative regulation of transcription by RNA polymerase II
Molecular function (GO): protein binding
Source: RefSeq, a predicted model, not a curated record
AUGACCGAGAGAACGGAAAGUCUCCAUUUCCAGUUCGACAACUACGGGGAUUCGAUGCUGCAGAAGAUGAACAAGCUGAGGGAGGAGAACAAAUUCUGCGACGUCACCGUCCGUAUCGACGACCUGCAGGUCCACGGCCACAAGAUCGUCUUCGCCGCCGGCUCACCCUUCUUGAGAGACCAGUUCCUGCUGAACGACUCCAGGGAAGUCAAGAUCUCCAUCCUGCAGAGCUCGGAGGUCGGGCGGCAGCUGCUCCUCUCCUGCUACAGCGGCGUGCUGGAGUUUCCCGAGAUGGAGCUGGUGAACUACUUAACGGCUGCCAGCUUCCUGCAGAUGAGCCACAUCGUGGAGCGCUGCACGGAGGCGCUCUGGAAGUUCAUCGGGCCCAAACAGAAGCUGGAAAGCAAAGGGGAAAGCCCUGCCAGGGCCAACUCUUCCCAGCCCAAGGAGGCUGUGGGAGCCAGUGGGGAGGGAGGGGAGGAGGAGGAGGAGGAGGAGGAAGACAAUGACGACGAUGAGGAAGACGACUCCUUGCCUGAUUCGCCUUGCCUCCAGCCCUCGGAGGACAGCAUGGACAUGGACGAUAGCGACAUCCAGAUCGUGAAAGUGGAGUCUAUCGGGGAGGUGGCCGAAGUGGGGAGCAAAAAGGACCCCGGUCAGUUUAUUUCCUCCGAACAGCAACAGCAAAGCUCCCUUCCUUCCUCGGAGCCCCAGCACUCCCUGAUCAACUCCACCGUGGAGAAUCGCGUCGGCGACCUGGAGCAGAGCCAGCUCCACAACUACGCCCUCUCCUACUCGCCGGCCGACAACCUCAUCGUGGCUUCCAAGGAGCUCUUUGGGCCCAGCAACCGGGGGGUGGAGAAGGGCCUGCAGUGGCACCACCAGUGCCCCAAGUGCACCCGGGUCUUCCGGCACCUGGAGAACUACGCCAACCACCUGAAGAUGCACAAGCUCUUCAUGUGUCUCCUGUGCGGGAAGACCUUCACCCAGAAGGGCAACCUCCACCGGCACAUGCGGGUCCACGCGGGGAUCAAGCCCUUCCAGUGCAAGAUCUGCGGGAAGACCUUCUCCCAGAAGUGCUCCCUGCAGGACCACCUCAACUUGCACAGCGGGGACAAGCCCCACAAGUGCAAUUACUGCGACAUGGUCUUCGCCCACAAGCCGGUCCUGAGGAAGCACCUCAAGCAACUCCACGGCAAGAACAGCUUCGACAACGCCAACGAGAGGAGCGCGCAGGACUCCGCCAUGGACUUCGACGCCUUCGGCUGCAGCUCGGGGGCCGACUCCAAGGGCUGCCCCACGAACGAAGCCAGCCAGGUGCUGGAGGCGGGGAAGCUGGCCCAGGCCGUGCUCAGUUUACGGAGCGAAAGUGCCUGUGCGAACUAAGGGGUUGCCCCCAGCCUCUCUCGGCGAGCCAGAAGACUGCAAAACGGCUGUGGUGGGAGCUGGCCUAGGCCUACAAUACCCCGGAAGGGCUCCGCUUUUUGGAGCUCGGGGGCCGAGCGUAACCUCGUAGCAGGCCUUCGCCUCUUCCUUUAGUUAGAAGGGUUGGGUGUGUCUGAGUGACUUUGUCUCUUUUACCAAGGUGACUGUUACAAGAGCUGGCACAGGGGAAAAACCCCGGGGUGGUAAGUUCUGCCAAAUGAGCAGCCACUGGACCAUGAGCCAGCCAAAGGCACGAAAACAGGAACAGCUACGCCCCGUUGUGGCAGAGUUUUUAAGCUAAAAGACAGGACUGUA